Messenger RNA from Pantherophis guttatus, 3344 nucleotides. RefSeq names its product ras homolog family member T2 (gene RHOT2). Gene Ontology annotation, biological process: mitochondrion organization. Lineage: Eukaryota; Metazoa; Chordata; Lepidosauria; Squamata; Colubridae. Gene Ontology annotation, molecular function: GTPase activity; calcium ion binding; GTP binding. The record is from RefSeq and is a predicted model, not a curated record. Gene Ontology annotation, cellular component: mitochondrial outer membrane.
GGCAGCAGCAGCGCCGAGAAGGGUGGGAAGCGCCGGGGCGAGCGGCGAUCGCUGCAAACCCCCUCCCCGAAGCCGCGGGGAUGAGGCGGGACGUGCGCAUCCUCCUGCUGGGGGAAGCCCAAGUGGGGAAAACAUCCUUGAUCAUGGCUCUGGUGGGGGAGGAGUUCCCUGAAGAGGUUCCUUCUCGGGCCGAAGAGAUCAUCAUUCCUGCAGAUGUCACUCCUGAGAAAGUCCCCACCCACAUUGUAGAUUAUUCAGAAGCCGAACAGACGGAAGAUGAGCUCCAAGAAGAGAUUGCCAAGGCCAACGUGGUAUGCAUGGUCUAUGAUGUCACAGAGGAGGCCACCAUUGACAAGAUUCGGACAAAAUGGAUUCCAAUGGUGAAUGGUGGCAUUGAGAGGUGUGCCAGGAUCCCCAUCAUUCUUGUGGGAAACAAGUCCGACCUGCACACCGGGAGCUCCAUGGAAACCAUCCUGCCCAUCAUGAACCAGUUCUCUGAGAUCGAGACCUGCGUGGAGUGUUCAGCAAAGAACCUGAAAAACAUUUCUGAGCUCUUCUACUAUGCCCAGAAAGCUGUUCUUCAUCCAACUGCCCCUCUCUAUGAUCCAGAGGAGAAACAGUUAAGGCCAGCAUGCGCCCAAGCGCUCACUCGUAUUUUCACCAUGUCCGAUCAGGAUAACAAUCAGAUCCUAAGUGAUGAAGAACUGAACUAUUUCCAGAAGUCCUGCUUUGGAAACCCGUUGGCUCCUCAGGCUCUGGAAGAUGUAAAAAUGGUGGUGUGGAAGAACACAACAGAUGGUGUCCAGGACAAUGGCCUUACACUCAACGGCUUCCUCUUCCUCAACACCCUCUUCAUCCAGAGAGGGCGUCACGAGACUACAUGGACCAUUCUCCGCCGCUUUGGCUAUGACGAUGCCCUGGAGCUGACCGAUGACUAUCUCUGCCCAGUGAUCCGGGUACCCCAGGACUGUUCCACAGAACUCAACCACUUCGGGUAUCAAUUCCUGCAACGGAUGUUUGAGAAACACGACAAGGAUCGUGACGGCGCCCUCUCGCCCGUCGAGCUGCAGAACUUCUUUGGUGUGUUCCCCUACAUCCCCUGGGGACCUGAGCUCUACCACACGGUAUGCACCACAGAUAAAGGCCUGCUUUCCCUGCAUGGAUUCCUCUGCCAGUGGACGCUGGUUGCCUACCUGGAUGUCCAUCGCUGCUUAGAAUACUUGGGCUACCUGGGGUACUCCAUCUUCUCUCAGCAGGACUCUCAGAUUUACGCCAUCACAGUCACCCGGGAAAAAAAGAUUGAUUUGGAGAAAGGCCAGACUCACCGGAAUGUCUUCCUGUGCAAAGUGAUUGGGUCUCGGGGAUCUGGCAAGUCCGCUUUCCUGCAGGCCUUUCUAGGGAAGAAUGUGGGGGUCCAAAGUGAAUCUGAAGAAAACAAAUCAUCCUAUUCAAUUAAUACCGUGCUGGUCAAUGGACAGGAAAAGCAUUUAAUUCUGCACGAAAUUGAAGCCGAUGUGGAAUUUGCAAAGGCCUCUGACACAACGUGUGAUGUUGCCUGCUUCUUGUAUGAUGUGACAGACCUCAAGUCUUUUAAUUACUGUGCUAAUAUUUAUAAGCAACACUACAUGGACAGUCAGGUCCCUUGUCUGUUCGUGGCUUCCAAAACUGACCUGCCGGAAACAUCCCUUCCUCACGGCUUCUCCCCAGCCGAGUUCUGCUACAAACACCGCUUGCAGCCCCCGUUUUACUUCUCCUGCAUCAGCCAGGAACUUCUCAGCACCGCGAUCUACACCAAACUAGCCACUGCCGCCACGUUUCCGCACCUGAACGACAUCGAGCUGGGCGCGUCGUCCUUCUGGAUCCGGGUUGCCUUGGGAGCUGCAGUGGCCACCAUUGUGGGAAUCAGCCUCUACAAGGCGAUGAUGAAGAACAAGUAGGGGAAUGGCGAGGAACAUGGGAAUCUCUCUUUUCUUUUCCUCCCCUGCUUUAGGUUGCUUUUUCCACCCGUCUCCUGGAGAAACCAACUUCAUUUGCUCCAAGCACUUUGCAAAACCCAAAAGAAGCGUGCAAGGGGAAGGCAGAAGGUCAUCUGAAGGACAUUCCACACCCCCUUUGGGCUUCUCCCGGAGGGACGGGUGGGCGGGCGUUGCAGAUGGGGGUGGAUGACCCACCGUUGCACCAGCAUCAUCAGAAAUCAUCGCAGUCACCCAACUGGCAAGGGCAAGAUUUUUGCAUUUUUUUUCUGACUCAGGGAAUGUCCCUCAAUCCUGCAAGCCAUAGCAUCAGAUAUCUUCUGGGCCACUCAGCUCCUACGAAUAUCUUCGCUUUCCCCCGUCGUUUUUGUUUCGUUUUUUUUUUAAAAAAACCCUUUUGGCUGUUCCUCAGAAGCUGAAGCUCCUGCAAGUCUGGUAGAUGUUUUUAAAUAGACGUGUCUCAGAGAGAGCUGAGACUGUCGGCCCUCUGCGGUGCCUUCUGCUUGGGCCUUCUGCUUCAUCUCCUGCUUGGAAAGGAUGUCUUUUGAGCUCCUCUGGUGUGGGGGGGCGGGAAGGGGGAAACUAUGAAGGUUUCUGGGACUUCCUGAACCCUUUUUCUACGAAGGAAUUUCACCCAGGUCCUCUUCUUGAGGAGGUGGGGUGACUCGAACACAGAACAAAGGCACCUCCAUGGAUGUGGAAGGAUGGAGAACGGAAUUUGAACUUCUCGCUCUUUGAUAACAGACAUGAAUCUUGUUGCACGCCCAUGGUAAGGUUUCGAGGGCAACUCGGAAACUUCUGUCUGUCAGGCCUGGAAGCCAUCUUGGUCGUACACUGUCUGUCACUCACACUCAGAUUUUGAGGGGUCAUGGGUGUUCCAGCAACUGGGGAGCCAGUUUGAGGAAGCAACUAGGACCUCUCUCUCCCUCUACAAGUAUUCUUGGAUGCAUUAUAGGAGCAUCCCCUUUUCAUGCAUUCAGCAAUUCAGCGCACGGAAAAGUCAUAGGUGAUGGGGUGUGGUUUUUGUUUUUUUUUUCCUGGACACUCCUUUUCCCCCACGCUCCAGGAAACCGAUAAUCUGCACAUUCUUCCUAUGUUUUAGAUUCUUGCUUGGGGAUAGGAGGGGAGGGGGAGGGGUAUCAAACAGGCACCCCCCCUUCUGCCGAUGGAUCUCUGCCAUGGUGGUCUAGCAGGCUAGGGCUCCCUCUCAGAGCCAUCUUCCAAACUUUUUAACUCUGGCUCCAAAAUUGAGCUGAAUAAAUAACGUUCACAAUUCAAAAGAGGAAGGGAAGGGGGGGGGGGAAAACCCAGAUUUUAUGCCGUCCCAUAAACAUCUCCGAAAGGAACAAUAAAAAGGAAAGUUUGGGGGUU